UAUUCCCUCAUUACCAAAUUAAAAUAAAUUGCGAGGCAAGUUUGUUCGACCAAUUAAAGCAUAUAUAUAGUGCACAAACAACCAUAAUUUGCCAUAACAAUAUCUCAAUAUGAAAUUUCCAAGCGUUGCAAAUAUAUCACAAAGUGCUUGACAAAACAACUUAUUCUCUUUUCCAUUGCAUAAAGCGUUUAGAUGAAUUGCCAUUCGCAGAGUUGCCAUAAAAUAGUUGUAUAAAUAUAUAGUUGUAUAAGUAUGCUCGUUUUAUUGGCCUCACUAUAACAGAUGAAAACAAUAGUCACACCACGAACAUUAAGAUCAAUGACUUGAAAUGAACGAUGGGCUCUGAAUAUUCAGUUCUUGUGAUUCUCGCAAUCUUAUCAUUUGCAUGGUGUAUAGAUAUAUAUUCUGGAAACGAAAUAGAUAUGGAACGUUUGCAAGGAGUUUGGUUUCUCACUUUUGGUGUAGACUACUGGUCUUGGAACGUAUUAUGGAAAUGCCAUAUUAUUGCACCUUUCAACGUGACUGAGAAUACGAUGAAUUUCUACACCUACAAUGUUCCUUGGGACAAAUCAGAGUUACCGAAUAUGGUUACUGAAGAAAUAAGGCGCGAUUCUUUGGGUCAAUAUUGGAUGCAUCCUCUUACGCACGGGAAAUGGCAUGAGUUAGAAACAAAGCUAUAUCUAGAGCAACCACCGGUUGACACAAAGAUAAAACCUUCCUCACAUGAUGAACCCUGGUUCGAUUCUCAACCCCACUUUUUUUCAACUGACUAUAACACUUUCUACAGUCAUCUGACAUUGUUGAAUGAUGGUCAGAAGCUGUUUCAAUUUUAUACCAGGACACCCAGGAUAAAUCAAAAAGAUAUGUCUAAAUUCACAGCUAUUGCAGUUGAUCACGGAAUCGAUCCAUCCACAUUGACAACAUUUGGAUGUUCCGACCUGAUCCCGUCAGAUUAUUUAUUAGAUUAACGGAAGUUUAUUAUAACAUUAAUCGGGACUAAAAAUAGUCAUUUAUUAACCAAAAUUUUUCGGUAAAAUUAUCGAUUGAAUCAUUAUUAUUUUAAGAAAGUAAAUUAUUUGACUAUGUUUGGAACUCAAUGCCACUAAUUAAUAUUACAAACACGAUGAUGUUAGAUUUAUGUGAGUGAGGUGAUCCAUACUGAACUGACCGAAUUUUACCUGUCCUUCCCUGUUUGCCUUGUUUGAAAUGAUUUGUAUCGUAUUUUAAUUUUUGAAUCAAUGUAGGUAAUGCUCAAUACGGCUCGCCUGCUUCAAACUUUGUACAGCAGUAGCGUGUCUUGUAUCUCUUAAAUAUCCCAGGUUAGUAAAUUCAAGGUAGCGAAGAGCCUUCUUGUUUGAACUCAAAUUGGUAAAUACAGUUACAAGCUCUUCGCUUGUCAAAACGCUGCGGCAAGAAACCGAUUCCAUAAAUUACUUUAAUCCAGAUGUUAACUGAAAUUCACUUUUGUACGGUACGGUAACUUACCAGCAUGCUUGACCACGGAAAGUGAUCACGUGAUUAAUAUGUGUUCGGGGAAUCGCCACGUGGUAGCAAAUUUUGAUGACGUCAUAGCUCACAGAAAAAAAACGAAUACCAUAAAGCUUACAGAAAUAUUUGAAAUUAAUAAAAGUA
Molecule: messenger RNA, 1632 nt
Organism: Styela clava
Lineage: Eukaryota; Metazoa; Chordata; Ascidiacea; Stolidobranchia; Styelidae
Source: RefSeq, a predicted model, not a curated record